AUCUUAACAAUUCAUACCUUCCCAUUUCUCCAAGCAAAAAUUCUUGCUUAUAAUCUUCAUUUUUCAUCUCAAUUUUAUCUUUUAAUCUUCAAUCAAUCGGAAUGUCCAAGCAGACCUACAAGGUGUGUUUCUGUUUCCGCCGGAGGUUUCGGCUGGCCGCCACGGAAGCUCCGGCACCAAUCAAGUCUCUGUUCGAUCAGUACUCCGAUAAUGGCAUCAUGACUGCAGAUCACCUUCAGCGCUUCCUUGUUCAAGUUCAGAAGCAAGAGAAAGCUACUCUGGAGAAUGCUCAAGCAAUUAUGCACAGUACUGCUCAUAUCUUCCAUCGCAAGGGUUUCAAUCUCGAGACGUUCUUCAAAUAUCUCUUUGGUGACUCUAAUCCUGCCCUUGAUCCUGACCGUUCGGUUCAUCAUGAUAUGACUGCUCCAUUGUCACACUAUUUUAUUUUCACUGGUCAUAAUUCCUACCUAACUGGGAAUCAACUGAGCAGCGACUGUAGUGAUACUCCCAUCAUUCAAGCGCUGGAGAGAGGUGUGAGAGUUAUUGAGUUGGAUAUAUGGCCUAACCCGACCAAGGAUGACGUGCAUGUCCUUCAUGGAAGGACAUUGACUACUCCAGUUGAUCUGAUUAAGUGCUUAAAAUCCAUCAAGAAUCAUGCCUUCUCUGCAUCUGACUACCCUGUCGUAAUUACUCUAGAGGACCACCUUACUACAGAUCUCCAGGCUAAAGUGGCUAAGAUGGUUACUGAAACAUUUGGAGAAAUGCUGUUUGCUCCUGACGCAGAAAGUUUAGGGGAAUUCCCGUCACCAGAAUCUCUGAAAAGAAGGAUCAUCAUAUCUACUAAGCCUCCCAAAGAAUACCUUAAAUCAAAAGAAGCCAAUCCAAAGGGAAAUGCUUCACAGAGAGAGAAUGAUUCAUCUGCGGAAGCUUGGGGUGGCGAAAUUCCCAGCUUUAAAUCCAGGAGUGUUGCUGAAUCUAAGGAUGAUUUGGAUGAUCUGGAAGAAGAAGAGGAAGAUCUUCAAGAUGACACUGUUGCCCCUGAAUAUAGGAGUUUGAUUGCUAUUCAAGCUGGAAAGGGGAAGGGUGGUUUAGAUGAUUGGCUGAAAGUUGACCCCGAUAAAGUGAGACGUCUGAGCUUAAGUGAGCAAGAGCUUGAGAAGGCAGUAAAAACUCAUGGGCCACAGAUUGUCAGGUUCACCCAAAAGAAUAUCCUGAGAGUGUAUCCGAAGGGGAUACGAUUCGACUCAUCUAACUAUAACCCACUGAUUGGGUGGAUGCAUGGAGCUCAGAUGGUGGCAUUUAAUAUGCAGGGCUAUGGAAGAUCACUAUGGGUGAUGCAAGGAAUGUUCAGGGCUAAUGGUGGUUGCGGAUAUGUUAAGAAACCCGAUAUCUUGAUGAGGAAUGGUCCAGAUGACAUAGUCUUUGAUCCUAGAGUUACAUUACCUGUCAAAGUGACGUUGAAGGUAACUGUCUAUAUGGGUGAAGGAUGGUAUUAUGAUUUCUCACAUACACAUUUUGAUGCAUAUUCACCUCCAGAUUUCUACACAAGGGUUGGAAUUGCUGGAGUACCUGCUGAUUCCAUAAUGAAAAGAACAAAGGCGAUCGAGGACAAUUGGAUCCCAUCAUGGAACGAAGAAUUCGAAUUCCCGUUAACAGUUCCUGAACUGGCUGUGCUUCGUAUUGAAGUUCACGAGUAUGACAUGUCAGAAAAGGAUGAUUUCGGGGGGCAAACAUGCCUACCCAUUACAGAGCUGCGUAAAGGCAUACGAGCAGUUCCGCUGUACAGCCAGAAGGGAGACAAGUAUAAAUCCGUAAAGCUACUUAUGCAUUUCGACAUGGUUUAGUUCAGCUAUCGAUCCUAUCGGUGUCGGCUUUCUUUUCUUUUGCGUUUGUUGUUGUGUGUAUAUGCAUUAUAUAUAUAUAUGUUAUUUGUUGGAGUUAUAUCAUAUGUAUGCUAAAAUGUGUGAAUAUUUCUGAGAAUUGUUGUACAAAACCCAACCCACGAGAGAAAUCUAUUAUGUUUUUGGAGU
Molecule: messenger RNA, 2030 nt
Organism: Cynara cardunculus var. scolymus (artichoke)
Lineage: Eukaryota; Viridiplantae; Streptophyta; Magnoliopsida; Asterales; Asteraceae
Product: phosphoinositide phospholipase C 2-like
Exons: 9
Coding region: 102-1844 (580 amino acids)
Biological process (GO): lipid metabolic process; phosphatidylinositol-mediated signaling
Molecular function (GO): phosphatidylinositol-4,5-bisphosphate phospholipase C activity
Source: RefSeq, a predicted model, not a curated record